This is a messenger RNA of Rosa chinensis, 1868 nucleotides long. Its product is annotated as putative pectinesterase/pectinesterase inhibitor 45. The record is from RefSeq and is a predicted model, not a curated record. The transcript has 3 exons. NCBI's taxonomy places the organism in Eukaryota, Viridiplantae, Streptophyta, Magnoliopsida, Rosales, Rosaceae. Gene Ontology annotation, molecular function: pectinesterase inhibitor activity; pectinesterase activity. Gene Ontology annotation, biological process: cell wall modification. Bases 1 to 1794 code for a protein of 597 amino acids.
AUGGCAUUCCAGGAUUUUGACCAGAUAACUGAGCGCCGAAAGACCGAGAAUGCCCGUAAGCUCAAGAGGAGGAUUAUCAUCGCAGUUGUUGCAGUCAUCCUCCUCGUUGGAAUUAUCGUUGCAGCCAUAGUGAUUGUGAACAAAAUGAAGACGGACAAGGCAACCAAAAAAGCUAGCAAACCUGCUCCAGCACCACCAAAGCCCACGGAAGAUCCACCCACCCAAGAUCCAACCAAGAAUGAGACAUCAACUUCUAGCAAGAUUGUACAGCAGAUGUGCGGGUCAACUGAUUACAAGGACAGGUGCAAGGAAGUCUUCAAAAAUACAAAGGACCCCAUAUCUAAACCCAAAGAAGUCAUCAAGACCGCCAUCUCUGGAGCCUCGGAUGAGGCCAAGAGUGCCUUUACCAAAGCCAGCGAGCUCACUUUUGACAAAGAGGAAGACAAGGAAGCCUUUGAGGAUUGCAAGGCACUAUUUGACAAUGCCAAGGAAGAAUUAGAAGAAUCCGUGGAUCAAGUUGGCAACAGUACCACUUCCGGGAAAAUGAGAACCGGUGUCUUGAACAGUUGGUUGAGUGCGGUCAUAUCAUACCAGCAAACAUGCAUUGAUGGGUUUCCUGAUGGAGAUGUGAAGUCUAAAAUGUCGGAGACCUUGGAGGCCACCAAGGAGCUCACUAGCAAUUCCCUUGCCAUGAUUUCACUACUUUCCGAAUUAAAGGUACCUGGCAGUGGAGGAUCAUCAGGUUCAUCACGUCGUCUUCUGGCACAGGACAAGGAUGGCUUUCCUUCCUGGCUGACCCAUGAGGAGCGACGGGUGUUGAAGAAAAACGAUGAAAAGCCCACACCCAAUGUCACCGUGGCAAAAGAUGGCAGUGGGAACUACAAAUCCAUUAGUGAAGCAUUGUCGGCCAUGCCUGAAAAAUACGAAGGAAGGUAUAUCAUCUAUGUUAAAGAAGGAGUCUAUGAUGAGACUGUGAAUGUGACAAAGAAGAUGCCAAAUCUUACCAUAUAUGGUGAUGGAUCACAAAAGAGCAUCAUCACUGGGAAUAAGAACAAUGCAGACGGAGUUAAGCUGUUCAACACUGCAACUUUUGUGGCCUUAGGAGAAGGUUUCAUUGCAAAGUCCAUGGGAUUCAGAAACACAGCUGGUCGUGAAAAGCAACAGGCAGUGGCAGCCAGAGUCCUAGGAGACCGUGCUAUUUUCCUCAACUGCCGAUUUGAAGGGUACCAAAACACAUUAUUUGUACAGGCUCAUCGGCAAUUCUAUAAAAGCUGUGUUGUUUCCGGCACCGUUGAUUUUAUCUUCGGUGAUGCUGCUGCUACCUUCCAGAACUGCAUAAUUUAUAUCCGGAAACCUAAGGAAAACCAACAGAACAUAGUUACAGCCCAAGGAAGAACCGACAAACAUGAAACCACGGGAAUAGUGUUGCACAAUUGCAAAAUCUUACCGGACAAAGAAUUUGAGUCUGAGAAAUCCCAAUUCAAGAGUUACCUUGGGAGGCCGUGGAAGGAGUACUCAAGAACCAUAGUGAUGGAGUCUACAAUAGAGGAUGUGAUUGACCAAGAUGGAUGGACUGAAAUGGAUGGAGACUUUGGAAAAAAGACUCUAUUUUAUGGUGAGUAUAACAACAACGGACCCAGGUCCAAUACUGAUAACAGAGUGAAAUGGCCUGGCUACAAGGUCCUUAAUAAGGAUGAGGCUAUGGCUUUUACUGUAGGUCCUUUCUUGAAAGGGAAUGCUUGGCUCAAGAAUCUCAAUGGUGUUCCUGUUCGAUUUGGCUUAUUUGGUAACUAGCUAAGGGCUUCAUUUUCAUAUACCAAAAUGAUCAGAAUUUCAAGAAAGAUUAGUGGAAACAUUUGUGUCUCUAA